AUGCCGGUCCUAAGCCCGGAUAAAUGGGGAGGGGUGAGGAAAGAAAUAGCAAACUACCUCCCUAUUUUGCUGAAAUACCUUAUGGAUCAGCACAAUCAAAUAAGUUCAGAUAUGAUGCUGGAAAGUGAGACCCCUGGGCUGGAAAGCAUCUAUCAUAUUACCAGGGAUGAACGUGAACGUUUUUCAAGUAGCGAAGGCAUUUAUGACGUGGACGGGACAAAUCCAUCAGGACUCCCGCCUGCUGAUGUGGCUCCGAGCAAAAGGAAGCGUCUACGUUUUUCAACAACUAUUCACAAUAUUGGCACAUGGAAUGUUCGCGGCAUGAACAUAGGCAAACUCAAAAUCAUCAAGCAAGAAAUGCAACGACUUCAUAUCGAUCUGUUGGGCAUCAGCGAGCUUCACUGGACGGGUAAUGGAUAUUUCAAAAGCGAUGAAUACACCGUCGUCUAUUCUGGAAACGACACCACCAAACGCAAUGGAGUGGCAUUCAUCGCAACAAAAGCAGUCAGCAAAGCCGUACACUCUUUUAACAUUGCUAGCGAUCUAAUUAUAUCCAUACGCAUCACUGGAAGCCCCCGCUCAAUCACGGUUCUACAAGCAUAUGCACCAGAGAAAGACAUCGAAGAUUUCUAUACCAAACUCCAAGAGACAAUCGACCAGAUCCCAGCUCGUGACAUAAUCUUUGUAAUGGGAGAUUUUAAUGCGAAAUUCGGAUCAGGUGAAGACUUGCCUGUCGUCGGCAAAUUUGGUUUUUGUGAACGAAAUGACGCAGGAGACCACCUGAUCCAAUGUUGCACAGAAAAUCGUUUCUCGAUCAUGAACACUUGGUUUGAACAGCCCCAAACGGUAUACAUCGAAACCAAAUCGACUACAUCCUAUAGACAACUAAACGACGCAAUAACGAUCGAUAAACGUGCAGCUUACAGAGGCGUGAAAAGAAGAUGGGCGAUACAGUUUCUACAAGUUCAUCCGGGUAACCGACUCCCGGCCAAACCAGCCGUCCAUCCUUUCGUGGCUGGUAAAUGGGUAAACAACGUAAGUUGUCGCAUAUUGGCCGGCGAGGUGGCUCAGUGGUUCAAAUGCUCGCUGAGUCCAACAUCUCAAUAG
Messenger RNA from Helobdella robusta, 1107 nucleotides. RefSeq lists its product as hypothetical. The transcript is spliced from 3 exons. Gene Ontology annotation, molecular function: catalytic activity. The coding region runs from base 1 to 1107 and encodes 368 amino acids. The record is from RefSeq and is a predicted model, not a curated record. NCBI's taxonomy places the organism in Eukaryota, Metazoa, Annelida, Clitellata, Rhynchobdellida, Glossiphoniidae.